AUGUCGUCGCCGCUGCGCAACGGAGAGCAGGCGGCGGCGGGGCGGAGGAAGGCGGCUGGACGGAUGGGCACGCUCCUGCUGCUGCUCCGGGUGUUUGCGCUGUGCUUCAGCCUGGCGGCGGCGGUGUUCGCGGCGAUGGACGGCGCCGUGCUGCGGCUGGCGCCGUUCCGGUUCCUGCUCGCGGCGAACGCGAUCGUGGCGGUGUACUCGGCGUUCGAGGUCGCCGCGGCGGCGUGGGAGGUGUGCAAGGGCGCCACGCUGCUCCCGGAGGCCAUGCAGCUCUGGUUCGACUUCGGCCACGACCAGGGUUUUGGGUACAUGGCGCUGGCCGCGGCGGCGACGGCGGCGAGGGAUGCGGCGGCGUGCGGCGGAGGGAACAUCAGCAGCGCGGCGUGCCUGCAGGCCGACGUCGCCGUGGGGCUCGGGUUCGCGGCGUUCGUGUUCCUGGCGCUGGCCGCGCUCGCGACGGGGUUCCGGCUCGUCCGCUUCAUGGCCACCGGGUCCCGGCUCCCGGGCUCCUCCUCCGCGCCGUCGUCCACCUCCCCGUAUUGA
Lolium rigidum is the source of this 552-nucleotide messenger RNA. Its product is annotated as CASP-like protein 4C1. Bases 1 to 552 code for a protein of 183 amino acids. The transcript has 2 exons. The record is from RefSeq and is a predicted model, not a curated record. NCBI's taxonomy places the organism in Eukaryota, Viridiplantae, Streptophyta, Magnoliopsida, Poales, Poaceae.